Molecule: messenger RNA, 192 nt
Organism: Galeopterus variegatus (Sunda flying lemur)
Lineage: Eukaryota; Metazoa; Chordata; Mammalia; Dermoptera; Cynocephalidae
Product: keratin-associated protein 19-7-like
Exons: 1
Coding region: 1-192 (63 amino acids)
Source: RefSeq, a predicted model, not a curated record
AUGAGCUACUACGGCAGCUACUAUGGAGGCCUGGGCUAUGGCUAUGGAGGCUUCGGUGGCCUGGGCUAUGGCUAUGGCUGUGGAUGUGGCAGCUUCUGUAGACUGGGCUAUGGCUCUGGCUAUGGAAGCUGCAGAUACAGCUGCUGCCAACCAUCUUGCUAUGGAAGAUACUCAAAUUAUGGAUUCUACUGA